AUGAACAACCUAGGCGCAAUGUGCCUUAGAACUAGUACCCAAUCCAUCCUUUUAGCUCCUAUUAGAGACAAGUACUCCAUUUUAAUGGAGGAUGAUAAGUUGCGCGCAGGUGCAAGUAGCAUGCAGGGUUGGAGAAGUACAAUGGAGGAUGCACACGCAAUGUAUCUCUCACUAUUGGGAAUGCCUGAUAAGAUGAAUGAUGAGGAUGGUGCUAUUGCUGCUGUUUUUGAUGGACAUUGUGGCAGCAAAUUUGCUCAGUCAUGUGCGUCACAUAUUCGUGAGUGGGUCACCACAGCCGCCGCAUUUCGCAGUGGAGAUUUCGAGAAAGCAUUAAGGGACGCAUUUGUGCUUGGGGACGAGUUAUUGCAUAGGGCUAUGCCCAAUGAGUUGAGUGGGUGUACGGGAAAUUGUGUAUUAAUUAUUCAGAACCAUCUUUACUGUGCUAACGCAGGUGAUUCACGAUCCGUUUUGUGUCGUGAUGGCGUCGCCAUUCCACUGAGUGACGACCAUAAGCCAACAAACCCAUUAGAGAAAGAGCGCAUUGAAAGGGCAGGUGGCUAUGUACACAACGGUCGGGUGAAUGGUGUCCUUUCACUAAGCCGUGCCUUUGGUGAUUUUGCAUUCAAAAAAAGUAACUUAAAAGCUGAAGAACAAAUAAUUACUGUUGCUCCAGAUGUACUGCAUAUCGAACUUACACCACUCGAUGAGUUUGUUAUUAUAGCCUGUGACGGUGUCUGGGAUACUAUAUCCAAUCAGGAAGCAGUCGAGUUUGUACGCAAUGAAGUAGCUGAUCAUGGGGAUGUAUCGCUAGCUUGCGAACGCAUGAUGAAUACUUGCCUAGCAAUGACACCUGAAAACUAUGGAACCGAUAAUAUGACUGUGUUAAUACUUCAGUUUAAGAGUUCUUUCCUGAAAAAGGUGGAGAGCAAGUUCGUUUAGGUUCGAAUAAUAGUGAAAUACUACUUUCCCUCUUUUCAACUUCAAUGACCCUGAGGAUGCAUUGGGUAAAAUGAAGCAUGACAGAUAUGCAUAGUGAAUAUAUAUAUAUAUACACUAGCA
This is a messenger RNA of Phytomonas sp. EM1, 1059 nucleotides long. The record is from the annotation of a GenBank genome assembly. NCBI's taxonomy places the organism in Eukaryota, Euglenozoa, Kinetoplastea, Trypanosomatida, Trypanosomatidae.